Molecule: messenger RNA, 2716 nt
Organism: Dermacentor albipictus
Lineage: Eukaryota; Metazoa; Arthropoda; Arachnida; Ixodida; Ixodidae
Product: monocarboxylate transporter 12-like
Biological process (GO): transmembrane transport
Cellular component (GO): membrane
Molecular function (GO): monocarboxylic acid transmembrane transporter activity
Source: RefSeq, a predicted model, not a curated record
GUCGUAAGCUGGUUGCACUCGCACAGGUCUCAUUGCUUUCUGUAGUCCGCAUUGCCAGGACUGCUCGGCUGGCACUUGAAGAAACAAGCACCCAUCGGUGGAAACGCUGCUUUAAGAGCAAUUGAAAAAAUGGCUUACAACAUCGAACAGAGGAAACAGGACGUCGUCGUGAACAAGCCGCCGCCACCCAAGCAGCUGCAGAGAGAGCCCGGAGUGGAUACUUGCUGGUACAUGGCUGGUCUCUGCGCACUCGUCACAUUCAUGACUUCAGCGACGAUCCGGUCCUCUGGCUUCCUGUACAUUGGCAUGAUGGAAGAGUUCCGUGUCGAUCGUGGACAAGCCGCGUGGCCCAUUUGCCUAUUCGGUGCCGUGAGCAAUCUGGCCGGAAUUGUAGCUGGCCCUUUGUGCCAGAGGUUCGGACCAGUGCCUGUGAUGUACGUGGGCAGCGUUACGAUGUGGAUGGGCCUAAUCACGAGCAGCUUUUCACCGAGCAUAUCGUGGAUGACAGCGACUCUUGGUAUCCUGUUCGGUUUCGGCUCAGGAAUUGUUUUCAUGAUGCUGUUCGUCUUCAUCAACCAGUACUUUGACAAGUAUAAGGGCCUAGCCCUCGGGAUCAUGUACACCGGUUCUACAAGCUCGGCUUUCGUGUUUCCGAAGCUUCUCCUGUUCCUCAAGGAAACCUACAACUUCCGCAGCAGCGUAAUGAUCUUCGGUGCCAUUGUCAUGCACGUAACGGCUAUCAGCCUCGUGCUGAAAGAACCUGUUUGGAUUCGGCGAAAGAAGCACCAAGAGAAAGUAGCAGCCCAGAAGGCUAAGGCACUGGUUUUCACCAUCGAGAGUGGAGAUAUGAAAAUUAUCGCCGAAAAGCCCUUAACCGAUAAGCCAGUUACUGACCCGAGGAGCUUGCGCUAUGGCCUCACGGUCUUGAAAUGUCCCAUGUUCUAUGUAAUAAUGGUUACGUACAUCAUCUACAACUACAACUUCGAUGUCUUCAUGACAACUGUGCCAGACUUUGCCGUCGAUCGAGGCACAUCUGUGGCGGCAGCCGUCGGCUUGGUUCCUCUCUUUUCAAUCACGGACACCGUCGGGCGACUUGGACUGCCUGUGCUGGCGGAUCGCGGUUACCUGAGGCGCAGCACGCUCGUCAUGGUUAACUACCUGCUCAUGGGGCUGUGCUUGCUCGCCCUCCCAUGGUCUACCUCCUAUGCGUCGAUGCUAGUCAUCUGCCUGUGCGUGGCCACUUUCGUCGGUUGUGGAAUGACCAUGUAUCCUGCGAUCAUGGCCGAGUACGUGGGCUUAGACAGGCUGCCCAUCAGCUACGGAAUUGUGGGAACGGUCGCUGGUCCUUUGUUUCUGCUGAAACCAUUUCUCAUAGGUUACUUCAGAGACAACAUUGGCGCCUACGACAGCUUGUACACGCUUCUGGCGUCUGCACUCGUCGCCCUGGCGCUCAUUUGGCUCCUUGUGGUCUGCGCUGAAAACAAGAGAAAAGGGAUCUGGAGGUUGGACCACAAGGGCACCGUGGAUGACUCGCUUGCCGCGGGUGCUACUCGCUCCCAGUAUACGGGAGAGUUCAAGAAAUUUGCGUCUACCAACAGGGCAGAGAUGCCCGCCGACUAUGAAACGUGAUGUUGAAUUUGUCACGAUUUCGUAAGGCGAAGUACUCGCAUUACCAGUGCAUAUGAAAUGCCACUAUCACAAGAAAGCUGAAGGAUACUCUGUAUACUUUAGUACGCUAAGAUUGAAGGACGCUAGGCGUGGAGUGGCUGAACCUGGUGCUAUCUGCCCCAUACUACCAAGCGUGCCGGUUUCGUUACUGUAUAUGUCAUACCGAUAACGUAAAAAUUCAUAAGGCCAAUUUUUGUCACUAUUUAUUUACAGUACUGUUGGUAUAAUAGAGGCAAUAGUGAGGCAAAAUUGUUUGACCAGUACGGCCUAGGCCGCCGCUUUUGAAGCUAACUGUUUCCGCGCUGCCACGUGGAAGACGCCUCACUGCAGUAAUUUGUGUCGCCUGAUGAACUCAGUAUCUGCCAUGCCAGUUCAGGGAGUGAAUGAAGUAUCUGUGGUUUGCACGAAUUAACGCAGUGAUAAUACACACAAUAAUGAUACGUGAUCAGUGUUCCAACGCGCACUCCAUUUUUUGCAUGCUAUUGAUUUCAUCCUGGUAUUGUUGCGAUUUCAUCUUUGGGUAAUAAAAGGGCAAAAUGCAGAAAAGCGCCAGUAUAGCCCAUGCAAAUACCAGAGAAUAUUGUUACACCAUCACCGCCACUCUUGCGUCAUUAGCAUAACAUGACAGCUUCUACCACAGCCUUCCUCUUGUAUACGGGUAUCAGGCUCCGUUUAGGACGCUUGAACUUAAGGGUGGCUUUUGUUCUAGGCUGAUAUUUAACUUCAGAAUGAACUUGAUCGCAGGCGUGCCUUGUGGGCAUGCGUGCAGGAUCAUGCUGAGGCCGAAAUGUAUCACUGCUACUUCAGAAGUCAAUUUUCCUCUUGUCUCUUACGAAGUUAUGUACUUGUUCGGUUGGGUGAUGCAGAAAUGUCUGCAUCCAAAUAUUGAACUUUAAGCACCCUCUAUGUUGUCGACGAGCUAUGUUUAUCAACACAAUUGAGCAAAAUUCCCCCUAUAGUUGCUUUCAUGGAGUGCACGUCAUACUAUCAGGACCUGAGCUGCAAUCGCGACGCUGUUGUAAACUUCGUGGUUUAUACUUACAAUCAA